This is a messenger RNA of Mustela lutreola (European mink), 7315 nucleotides long. Its product is annotated as endogenous retrovirus group K member 13-1 Env polyprotein-like. Gene Ontology annotation, molecular function: structural molecule activity. NCBI's taxonomy places the organism in Eukaryota, Metazoa, Chordata, Mammalia, Carnivora, Mustelidae. The coding region runs from base 1704 to 2627 and encodes 307 amino acids. The record is from RefSeq and is a predicted model, not a curated record. The transcript is spliced from 2 exons.
UGUGGGCAAUUAUCGCAGGGUAUGGGUAAUCUAGAGAGCCCUUACGUGUGUUUAUUGAGAAGGCUCUUGAAGGUGGGAGGAGCAAAAGUCAGCGAGGGUCAACUUCUGGAGCUUUUAAAGGUAAUCAAAGAACAUUGCUCCUGGUUCCCUAUAUUAGGACUUUAGAUUUACAAACAUGGGAAAAAGUAGGUCACGAGUUAAAACUUUCAUAUAUGAAAGGAAAGCAAAUUCCAGUCACUAUAUGGCCUACUUGGACCCUCAUUCGCUCCGUUUUGGAGCCUUUACAAACCACUGAUUCGGAGAGCGAUAAUGUUCAGGAGAAACUAAAAAAGAGGAACCUGAACAUGCCAUCCAGGAGGAGAAAGAAACUAUUAAGGCUACCAGAAAGGAAUAUAGAAAGGAGGAACCUCCUCCUCCUUCUCCUCCAGUAACAGAACAAAAGAUGCCCAUGUCACUGUUGCCGUCGGCUCCGCCGUUCUAUAAGAGGGCACCAUUAAAUGAAAAAGAUGGAAAGUACAUGCUAUCGGCUGUUCAGAAAGGCCUCCUUGAAGCACAGUGAGCGGGAGACCUAGAUGCUUUGCAUUUUAAUUUCCCGGUUAUUAUUACAGAACAUGUCGCUCCAGGACAUGAUCCUAACAACCCUAAUGGUGUCUAUGAGGCCAAGCAUGAGCAAUUUCCCUUCAAAUUGUUGAAGGAACUAAAACAGGCAGUACAAAAAUAUGGAGCUAAUUCUCCAUUUACAACGGGAAUUAUUCAAGGCAUCGCAGAAGGCAAUCGACUUAUUCCGACGGAUUGGUCAUUGCUAGCAAGAACAGUUCUAUCUCCAAGUGAGUUCUUGCAGUUCAAAACAUGGUGGCAAGAUCAAGCAGAAAUAGCAGCUGCCCAUAAUAGAGCUCAUAACAUUCCUAUUUCCAUGGAACAGCUCAUGGGUCGUGGACCAUGGGCCCAGGGUCAAGACCAGAUAUUAAUGAAUGAUCAAGCUGUUGAGCAGCUCUGGCGUUGCUGUUUGAGAGCAUGGGAGAGAAUAGAAUCUCAGGGAGAUAAGUGCUCUUCUUUUCAAAAGGUGGUACAGGGUCCAAGGGAGCCCUAUACUGAUUUUAUUGCAAGAUUACAAGAGGCUGUCAAAAGACAGAUAAAUAAUAUUGAGGCUGGGGGUACCAUUAUGCAACUGUUGGCUUAUGAGAAUGCUAAUUCUGAUUGUAAGAAGUUGCUAGCACCCUUUAAAGGCAAGGGAACAUUGACAGAUUAUAUUAAGCUAUGUCAAGGAGUAGGAACAGAGACCUAUAGAGCUGAUUUGUUAGCUCAAGCAAUGGCUGCUCUGACCACAGGAAAAUUUAAAGGACAGUGUUUCAACUGUGGGCAAACAGGGCACAAAUAUUAAUCUUACUUUUGGAUAUCAAAAUAGGCCAAUAUGUAUCGGCAGUCAUUCCAGCUGCCUUGUUCCUGGUGAUCAGAGAUGGUUGGUGGACCUUCCUACUAAUAAUUACUUGACUAAAGCUCAGUUACAUUUACUUUCCAUUAAAGGAUUCCAAGCCUACAAAUAUCGGGGUCCUAGCUAUAACGCAGCACCCCCUAUUCCCAAAUGCAAACCAGCGCAGAUGUGGUCAGAUGAGGGAAUUUGCCCUUUAUAGAAGGAUUGUAGAGCAGCUCACCCCAGUAUUCUUAUUAAUGAUUCCUACGGAAUUGUAUGGGACUGGUCCCCUAUGGGGAUGGCAGUCACCAAUUGCACUAGGGAACCCUGCUGCCCUCAUCAAAAGUUAAUAUGGCAAGUUUUUGAUGAUCCCAUUGUACCGCAAACCUUAGCUUCAGGAGAUGCACAUCUGGUGUGGCUUGGGCAAGGACUUUCUAUGCCAUCUCCUUUUGUUGAUUAUCAUAAAAGACAAAAAAAUUUAUGGGAGGUUACUAAUGCUUUAAGUCACGUAAGAGUUUGGAAUGGCUCUUAUAUUCAUCAGUCUAAUAAUUGUGCAUUUUCUUUUUUCCUCAUGGAUGAAGAAUGGGUAAGAGCUUGUGUUAGAGAUCCCUAUGUUUUUGUUAUUGGCAAAAUGACUUUUGUUCAUAGUAAUAAAGAAAUAGACUAUCUAAACUGUAAGAUGUUCACCUGUGUAGAUACGAAUGUUUAUAAAGACAAUUCUAUCAUUCUUUUAGCUAGAAGAAGAAUAGGCAUUUGGCUACCGGUGAAACACCACCGUGUUUGGGAAAGUUCUCCAGACGUACAUAUACUUUUAACAGUAUUGAAGAACUGGAUUUAUAGAACAAAAAGAUUUGUUGGGUUACUUAUAACAGCUAUUCUAGGAAUUAUAGCCAUUACUGCUACAGCUACCACUGCAGGAAUGGCCUUGCAUCAAACUGUACAAACUACACAAUUUGUACAGAAGUGGCACGAGAAUGCUAGCAAGGCCUGGAAUCAACAAAUGUUCAUAGAUCAAAAAUUAGAUGAACGUGUCUCUGAUUUAGAGACAGCCAUGAUAUAUAUAGGAGAUGAUCUUCAGAAUAUAAAGCUUAGACUUCAUAUUUUAUGUGAUUGGAAUGUUUCUUCUUUCUGUGUUACUCCCAUGCCUAUAAUGAAUCAGAAGUAUCUUGGAGCAAAAUUCGCCGACAUAUUACUAACCAUUAUGGUGAUAAUCUAACCUUAGAUAUUAAACAACUUCAAGAUACGAUCCUAAGUAUUACUCACUCAUCAUUACAAUCUGUUCCAGGAGUGAGUUUUACUCAAAGAAUUAAUGAUAUUCUGUCCGACUUAAACCCUUCUACUUGGAUCACACAAACUGGUCUCGGUGUUAUAAGUGGAUUGAUUAUUCUUCUUAUUGCUGUAAUGUUUCAUGCUUAGUCCUCAGAAGCACGCGAAAAUCCCUCCAACGACUGAAAAAUCAAGAAGCUGCAAAAUCAACUUUUCUACUUCUUCACAAACAAAAGGGGGGAGAUGCUGCUGCCCCUCGGAAAAAUUUGUUACUUAAACUAUAACCCCUGGAGGAUUUUACUAGUUGCCAAGCACAUUUAGAGAUGGCCUUAAGAAAUACAUAUACGACAACGGGUCUUUGGAGAGAAGGACGAUGUACGACCGUGAAGCUGGGCAGUUGGGGAUGCCCGGCUCGCUCAGAGCGGAAUGUCGCCCCUUCACAGAAGCUGGGCAGCUGGGGAUGCCUGGCUUGCUCAGGGCAGAAAGCCGCCUGCUUCAGGGAAGCCAAGCACCAGGGAAGGCCCGGUCAGCUUAGGGUGGAACGAAAACCUCCUGCUUCCCAUAUCCGUUAUCGCUCCUUUCUCUUCCCAGAAGUGCUGGUUGUUAGUUAGAUGAGUCCUUUGAAUGUGCUUGAUUAACUAUAAACUUUAUCCUCCUUCUUGUGUGCAAGACGGGAUUAACGUGUGACCUUCAUCAGUCCUUCUGUUGGCUACUGUUUUCUAUCCAGUAAAAGUGAGACUGUGGAGUUGCUCCUGGCAGCAGUCCUUUUCGACUGUUGUCCCCUGCUCCCAAUCUCUUGCAGCUGACUUGUUUGUGCCUAAUUCUUCUCCCGUUGACUGGAAGCGGCAGCUAUAUCUAAACGUGGUUGGUAACUAGUAGAAUUUCCCAUGGGCUAUAUUUUAAGUAAUACAUUGUUCUGAGGGACAGUUGCAUUUCCCCCUUUUUGUUUGUGCAGAAGUAGAAAAGUCGAUUUUUUUUUUAGAGAUUUUAUUUAUUUAUUUGAGGGAGAAUGAGUGAGAGAGAGCAUGAGAAAGGAGGAGGUCAGAGGGAGAAGCAGACUCCCCAAGGAGCUGGGAGCCUGAUGUGGGACUCGAUCCUGGAAGUCCAGGAUCAUGACCUGGGCCGAAGGCAGUUGCUCAACCAACUGAGCCACACAGGUGCCCCAGAAAAGUCGAUUUUGCAACUUCUUUUUUUUUUUAAGAUUUUAAUUUAUUUAUUUGACAGAAAUAUCACAAGUAGGCAUAGAGGCAGUCAGAGAGAGAGAGAGGAGGAAGCAGGCUCCCUGCUGAGCAGAGUGCCCGAUGGGGGACUCGAUCCCAGGACCCUGAGAUCAUGACCUGAGCUGAAGGCAGCGGCUUAACCCACUGAGCCACCCAGGUACCCGAUUUUGCAACUUCUUGAUCCAUCAGUCAUUGGAGGGAUUUUCCUGUGCACCUGAGGACUAAGCAUAAAAAGAUUAUAGCAAUAAAAAGAAUAAUCAUUCCACUUAUAAUGCCAAGACCAGUUUGUUUGAUCCAAGUAAAAGGGUUUAAAUUAGACAGAAUAUUGUUAAUCCUUUGUGCAAAACUCACUCCUGGAAUUGAUUGUACUGAUGAUUGAGUAAUGCCUUGAAUAGUAUCUUGAAGUUGUUUAAUAUCUGAAGUUAGAUUAUCACCAUAAUGAUUAGUAAUAUGAUGGUGAAUUUUGCUCAAUGAUAUUUCUGAUUCAUUAUAAGCAUGGGGAGUAAUGCAGAAGGAAGAAACAUUCCAGUCACAUAAAAUGUGAAGCCUAAACUUUAUAUUUUGAAGACCAUCUCCUCUAUAUAUCAUGGCUGCUUCUAAAUCAGAGAUACUUUCAUCUAAUUUUUGAUCUAUGAUCAUUUGUUGAUGCCAAGCUUUUCUAGCAUUCUCGUGCCACUUUUGUACAAAUUGUGUGGUUUGUACAGUUUGAUGCAAGGCCAUUCCUGCAGUGGUAGCAGUAAUGGCUAUAAUUCCUAAAAUAGUUGUUAUAAGCAACCCAAGAAAUCUUUUUGUUCUAUGGACCCAGUCCUUCAAAACUGUUACUAGUACAUGCAUAUCUGGAGAGCUUUCCCAAACAUGGUGGUGUUUCACCAGUAACCAGAUGCCUAUUCUUCUUCUAGCUAUGAGAAUGAUAGAAUUAUCUGUAUAAACAUUCUCAUCCACACAGGUGAACAUUUUACAUCUGAGACAGUUUAUUUCUCUAUUGUUAUGAUCAAAAGUCAUUUUUCCAAUAACAAAAACAUAGGGAUCUCUAACACAAGCUUUUACCCAUUCUUCUUUCAUGAGGAAAAAGGAGAAUGCAUAGUUAUUAGACUGAUAAAUGUAAGAGCCGUUCCAAACUCUUAUGUGAUUUCAAGUGGUGGUGACAUUCCAUAAAUUCUUUUGUCUUUUAUGAUAAUUAACAAAAGGGGAUAGCACCGAAAGUCCUUACCCAAGCCAGGAUAGAGGUGCAUCUCCUGAUUUUAAGGUUUGUGGUAAAAUGAGAUCAUCCAAAACUUGCCAUUUUAAGUUUCUUUUUUUUUUAAGUUUCUUAAACCUUUUUUUUUUUAUUUUGUUUAUUUAUUUGACAGAGAUCACAAGUAGUUCAAUGAGAGGAGCAGGGUCCCCCAGUGCAACUGAUGACUGCUGUCCCCUUAGGGGACCAGUCCCAUGCAACUCCAUAGGAAUCAUUAAUAACAAUACUGGGGUGAAAAGCUCAAAAAUCCUCCCAUAAAGGGCUAAUUCCCCCAUCAGACCACAUUUGCAUUUGUUUGCAUUCAGGAAUAGGGGGUGCUGCUGUAGUAUAGCUAGGACCCUGAUAUUCAUUGGCUAGGAAUCCCUUAUUGGAGAGUAAAUGUAGCUGAACUUUAGUCAGAUAAUUAUCAGUGGGAAAGUCCACCAACCAUCUUUGAUCAUCAGGGAUAAGACAACUGGAAUGAUUGCCAAUAUAUAUUGGUCUAUUUUGAUAUCCUAAGGUAAGAUUAAUAUUUGUGCCCUCUUCUAGAGGCAAUCUAGGAUCCAAAAAUCCAGGUACCCAUUUUGAGGCAUUUAAAUAAAUUGGUAUUAUAUCUUUUCUCCACUCUACUGGACGGAGUAGGGGAGGAUUGGGUAUAUAAGCUCAGUAAGUAAAGUUAUUUAUUUGUGCAUAACAUCCAGGAAGACUUACGGUUACCGUGAUGAGGGUCAUCAUAUUACAUCAGAUGUAGAAAUGGUAGUAGUUUUGAUAUGCUGUAAAACAUAUACUGUAUAUAAAGAAUCAGAUAACAGAUUAAAUGCAGAAGAAACAUCUUGAAACAAUGUAAUAACCACCAUUAAUUCUGAUUUCUAUGCUGAGAGACUGGUAGUAGACAUGACCUUCAAAGUAGGACCAUAAUAACAGGCUUUACCUUUGACAGAGCCAUAGGAAAAGUUAAGUAGGGCAUCUGUUAUUGGAUUUUUAGAAGUAAUUUUUAGGAAGGACAAAUGUAGUAUGUUUUAAAAAGGAAAUAACAGAUAAAGAGGGAUAAUGAGAAGUGUUUCCAGUAAACCACUAAGGGCAAUUUGCCAAUUUAAAUUAUUUUGGAAUGCUGUUUUAAUUUGUGUCUUAUUUAUAGGCAGAACAAUAAUCUGUGGAUCAUUUCCCUGUAUUUGGGUCUUUGCAGAUGUGAUUGGCUAAGAGGAAGUCACAGUGGAGAGGAGUGGGCCCCAAACCCAAUAUGACUGGUGUCGUAAGAAGAGGACAAAAGAAAGAAGCAGGGACACUUGAUGUGAUGUGAUGACACAGGCAAAGACCACAGUGAUGUAGCUACAAGCCGAGAACACCAGGAAUUGCCAGGAAGGAGCCUCCCCACAAGCUUCAAAGGAAGCACAGCCCUGCCAACACCCUGACUGGAAACUUGUGGCCUCCAGAAAUGUGAGAUAUGAAUUUCUGUUGUCUCAUGCCCCCCACCACCAAAAAUGUGCUCAACACCUUAUUCUCAAAGGCUGUUCUCCUUCCAGCAUCCCUGAUCUUAGGAAGAACAUCCCUGCCUCAGAUGGGAAAUCUCAUCCCUGACACUCCAAAGACCCCAACAACUAAUCAAAAACAAAAACAAAACAGGGCGCCUGGGUGGCUCAGUGGGUUACGCCGCUGCCUUCGGCUCAGGUCAUGAUCUCAGGGUCCUGGGAUCGAGUCCCACAUCGGGCUUUCUGCUCUGCAGGGACCCUGCUUCCCCCUCUCUCUCUGCCUGCCUCUCUGCAAACCUGUGAUCUCUGUCUGUCAAAUAAAUAAAUAAAAUCUUUAAAAUAUCUUAAAAAAAAAAAAAAAAAACCUCAUAGGAUGAAGUCCUAAUUAAUACCCAGUACCUCAGAAUAUGAGCAUCUUUGGACAUGAGAUCUCAUGAGAUGCCUGAACAGGUCACAGCCCUGAGAAAAACCAACCCUGCCAAUCCCUUGAUCUUAGACUUCUGGCCUCCAGAACUAUGAGAAAACCAGUUUUGUGGUUGAGCCACUGCAGUCUGUGGGACUUUGUUAGGACAGCGCCCCCUGGCGGAACAAGACAAGAGACGCUCCAGGCGUCUGGUGGGUGGAGGUCUGGGACACUGCUAAACACCCUACCCAGCACAGACCUGCCCCUCCACAGGGUGCCAAGGUUCAGCAGUGCUGCAGUGAGAACCCAUGGUCUUACUUCCAAUUUCCAGAA